Messenger RNA from Drosophila rhopaloa, 2381 nucleotides. It is a transcript of the gene pkaap, whose product is annotated as A-kinase anchor protein 10, mitochondrial. The transcript is spliced from 4 exons. Bases 133 to 1944 code for a protein of 603 amino acids. The record is from RefSeq and is a predicted model, not a curated record. Lineage: Eukaryota; Metazoa; Arthropoda; Insecta; Diptera; Drosophilidae. Gene Ontology annotation, molecular function: protein kinase A binding. Gene Ontology annotation, cellular component: plasma membrane. Gene Ontology annotation, biological process: intracellular protein localization.
UAAUAACUAUCGGCUUAAAUUAUUUUCAUAAUAUUUACCGUUCCGUCGCAUUAAAUUAAUUUAUCAAUUACUUAUAUAUAUCGGCAUAUUAUAUUAUUUAGCAACGCGUAACGAAAGCCGGAGAAUGUAAAGAUGUUAAAUUACAUCAAGAGGCAAGCCAGCCGCCGUCGCAGCAGUCAAGAUGCCACGGAAGCCAAUUGUGUCCAAUCAAGCGAUGAUGUGGACGUCAUCGAUGGAGCCAUGGCUCACAAACGUAACUCUCUGCGGUCCACAACCAGUUUUUGUGACGAAGUGUUCCUAGAGGCUGAAGAGGGGGAGGGGGGUGGCGCGGGAUACGGAGUAGGUACCUCCUCCGACGGAAUCAGUCUCUCUAGCAAUGAUGACAUUUUUACCUACAACUCGCGCCUCUCGAUGAACCUGGCUUCCAUCGUCAGCGAACCCAAUUGCCUGAGCUUCUUCGUGCAGUAUCUUGAUACCCGACAGGGCUUGCCGCUGAUCAAAUUCUAUCUGGACAUUGAGAACUUCAAGCGAGCGGCUCUUACGCAGGAGAAAGAGGAGCCGGAGGAGCCGCCUACGAAGGCGGAACAAUCUUCUCCAAACAAAGAUGACAAAUAUGUACCUGAACUAAAGACGCUAUGCGAUCUGUCCAUGCGAAAACCCCUCACGGACGACGAGAAGAGUCGGAUUUAUGCAGAGACAAACAAGCAGAUCAACAGACAAAAGUCUGGGACGGGAUGUGUCACGAACUCCGAACUUUCCCGGGCCAGCAUCAGCGAUGCCAUAGCCAUCUACCAGAAAUAUUUGAUUGUGAAUGCCAGUCUGCAGGUGGACCUGCCCAUUGUCAUCCUAGCGCACAUAUCGCUGCUCCUGUGUGGAAGGGAUAAGUCCGAGUGUAGUAAACCAAUCCCAGCCAGCUGCUUUGAUGAAGCCAGGGAGUUUGUGUUGGAGCAACUGGAGCGGGAUCAUGUGCAGGGAUUUCUGCAGAGUGGCUACUACUCCACCUACUGUUUAGAGUUGGUCGAAGGCGGUUCCAUUAAUAUCUACGAUGUGCUGAACAGCGAACUGGCUUUAUUUUACUUUACCGAGUACCUGGAACAACGACAAGAGCGCGAAUGUCUGGAGUUCUGGAUAACAGCCAUUAACUUUCGCAAAAGCUUCGCUUCUGGCGAAGAGAAAGAGGACGAUCGCAAGGCAGCCCAAAGCGAUGCGAUGAUCAUAUACGACAGAUACUUCUCUCUGCAAUCCGAAUGUCGUCUCUGGAUGUCCCAGAAGCUGCGCUCGAGGGUGGAACAAGCCAUCUGCGCUCCAGGUGAACAGUGGCAAGCCUUUGAUUUGGCUCUCUUGGUUACUGCCAAGUAUCUGGAGCAAAAGUACUUUGCUAGCUUCCUAAAAUCCCACAUCUUUGACAACUAUGUGAAUGAACUGAAGGUUAAGAGAGAUAACUCCACCCUUCACUCCAACAUUCAGCAAAAGUUGAGCUUGCGGAGAGCUGGGAAAACUUCCAAUGCCCAGCAGCGCCAUCGCAAGGCCCUAUCCAUGUCGGACUGCACACACAUUUCGCAGCACAAUACACUGCUGGCUUCCAUGGAUCAGCUGCCCUCGAAAACUUCGGUCAAUCAUCAGUCUGGAAAUCUUAACAUCGACGCCAGGCAGUUAACAAAUCCCCAACUUCUGUGGCAGCGUCCUGUGGGAGCCCUUAAAUUCGGGUUUGUUAACUCUUUAGGACGCUAUGAGCGGGACUUUGAGGCCGUGGAGGCAGUGACUCUUAAAUCGCAACCAUGGUCACUGAGUGUCAGCGGAAACAAAAUCAAGAAUGCAAUGCGAAAGCUUGUCAAUCUGCCCGAGGACAAUGUGCAAGAGGAGAUAGCCUGGCAAGUGGCCGAAAUGAUUGUCAAGGAUGUUACGAGUGUCACACUCAGUGGCAAAACUAACCAACUGGCCUAAUGUGCUUCAAUAUUUUUGAAUUUAUUCUCAUUUUAUUCUAAUUUUUAAAUUGUUAUUUUUACUCUCAAAUCAAAGCGAGAAUCUCCCCAAAAUGUGCACAAAUUGAAGUCGCAACAGAAGCUCUCUCACAACAGCCUUCUCUCUUAUGUACAAAAUAUGUUGAACAAAUGAAACAUCUUAUCUUAACUUAUUUUCGUUAAUGCUAGGGGCUUUGAAAGCUUAUUUACUGAAUUAUCGCUCGCUCAUUUGUUAUUUAAAGCAACAAAACCCAAAUCUCAAAUAUAAAGAAUAAGCUUAAUCGCUUUUGAGUCUUUACUUCAUUCCGUUUAUUUAUGAUUAAUCAUUUGUAACAUAGAAUGUAUAUGAAUAUUUUUGCAUACUGAUGAUAACUACAAAGGAAAAUUUAUUGUUAUGAAUAAACUUUUUCUAUAAUCAAA